This is a messenger RNA of Alosa alosa (allis shad), 1304 nucleotides long. It is a transcript of the gene pgls, whose product is annotated as 6-phosphogluconolactonase. The record is from RefSeq and is a predicted model, not a curated record. Bases 200 to 967 code for a protein of 255 amino acids. Lineage: Eukaryota; Metazoa; Chordata; Actinopteri; Clupeiformes; Clupeidae. The transcript is spliced from 6 exons. Gene Ontology annotation, molecular function: 6-phosphogluconolactonase activity. Gene Ontology annotation, biological process: pentose-phosphate shunt; carbohydrate metabolic process.
ACACGCAGGCUAAUCAGAAGAAUAGGACGUUUUGCUUUUGAACAUACACUGAUCUGAUCUGAUCUCUCCGAAAACAUCAAUGGUCACAACUACAUUAACCAGCAUGCGUCACACAAACCCAACAAGGAAGUUACAGGCGGGAACGCGGAAAUUACACUAACCUACUGCUGGAAGGAGAGACUGAUAUCAUUUGAACGCCAUGGCCAACAGCAGAAAGGUGGUGGUGUUCCCGUCAUCCGCAGAGCUCGGGCCCGUGUUGGCCCAGCUGGUGUGCGAUCGGGCGCAGAAGGCCCUGAGCGCUGGAAGGGGUCAGUUCUCCCUGGGUCUGUCCGGGGGCAGUUUAGUGUCCAUGCUCAGCAAAGAGCUGCCUGCCCAACCUGGUCUGGACUGCAGCAAGUGGGUGGUGGGCUUUUGCGACGAAAGAGUGGUUCCUUUUGAUGACGCAGAAAGCACCUAUGGACUGUACAAAAAUCAACUUUUCUCCAAAAUCAACAUUCCAGACGAGGGUAUUUUAGCAAUAGAUCCCUCUUUACCCGUGGAGGAGUGUGCAGAAGAUUAUACUCACAAAUUAAAUCAGGUCUUCCCCAAUGAGGACGUUCCAGUGUUUGACAUGUUGCUGUUGGGAAUGGGGCCGGAUGGACACACAUGCUCCCUGUUCCCCGGUCAUCCCUUACUACAGGAGACCCAGAAGAUAAUCGCCCCCAUCAGUGACUCCCCAAAGCCUCCCCCUUGCCGUGUGACCAUGACCCUCCCUGUGGUGAAUGCGGCUCGCUCUGUGGUGUUCGUGUCCACAGGAGGGAGCAAAGCACCUGUGUUGAAGGAAGUUCUGGAGGGUGGUGAGGGCCCAGCCCUCCCAGCGGCACGCGUUGCCCCCAGUCAGGGAGAGCUGCUCUGGCUCGUGGAUGAGCCCGCAGCAGCCUCCCUAACCCUGGAGGUGGAGAGACCUGGGCCUGGUGCCAAACUGUGACAUCAAACAGCGCGCUGGUGAAGCACCUACAGACAACACUAACUACGCGCCUCUGAACACUGGUAAUUGACUGAUAUUACAGUGUAGCCUACUAGGGCAAUGAUAACAUGUAAUACAUGCAUUUGUGGGAGACUACUGUAAGUAGGAACUGAUUCGAAGGAAGUUUAAACUGUAGAUCAGAAUUGUUUGUGGAGGUUGUGGACCACAAAUAAGUGAUAAGGUUUGAAGAACUUUGUUUACAGAGUGACUGAUCCAAUCUGGCCUGCACAGGUGGUCUGCUUACCUAGCAAUAUGUUGUCUGCUCAUCUAGUGAGUUUAAAAUAAACGAGUUACUGAA